AUGAGCAAAGCACAUCAACCCGAGUUGAAAAAAUACCUUGACAAGCGUCUAAGACUGAAGCUUAAUGCAAAUCGUGAAGUUGUCGGUAUUCUGCGUGGUUUUGAUGCUUUCAUGAAUAUUGUUGUUAGUGAUGCGUAUGAAGUCACUAAAGAUGGCAAUCAGAUCAAGAUUGAUAUGGCCGUUGUCCGUGGCAACAGCAUUAAUAUCGUGGAAGGCGUAGAUCGUAUCUAA
Molecule: messenger RNA, 231 nt
Organism: Schistosoma intercalatum
Lineage: Eukaryota; Metazoa; Platyhelminthes; Trematoda; Strigeidida; Schistosomatidae
Source: the annotation of a GenBank genome assembly